AAACAGCAGCAGCAGCAGCAGCAGCAGCAUAGCUGUUGGGUUCGGAAGCAGGUUAUGUUCUUCUUCACCAAAGCGUGGAGGAUUUCUCCACAGAUGUGUCUCCUCGCGCUGCAGCAGAGGACCUGCUUCCAUCAGAUCCAAAGGCUGCCUGCCCUGCAGGAGGUUCGAUGUUUGACGGCACGCAGCGUCCAUCCCAGCCUCCUCCAGCCUGUCAGGGAGUGUGGACGGAGAAGAUUUGAGGAAUGCCGGAGCAGAAGCCUUUCUCUCUCCAUCAGCAGAAAGGAGAAAGUUCCUCCUGUGCAGAGAAGGGAGCUGUCAGAAGCCGCCUAUGAGAAGCUGGCAGACGAGACGCUGGAAGCUCUGGCCGAUUACUUUGAAGAUCUGGCAGAUGAAGCCUUCACUGGACCAGAAUACGACAUCCUCUUCUCUAGUGGUGUGCUGACGGUGAAGGUGGGCGGAGGCCAUGGGACCUACGUCAUCAACAAGCAGACCCCCAACAGGCAGAUCUGGCUCUCCUCUCCUACCAGCGGACCGAAGCGGUACGACUGGACCGGAGAGCGCUGGGUGUACAGCCAUGAUGGCGUCGGUCUCCACCAGCUGCUUUCUAAAGAGUUCUCCAUCAUCUUCAAUACUGGGAUCCAUUUGGGUGACCUUCCUCAUUCCUGAUGCAGCAGAUCUUAUGCAUGCCGACCACGACCGUUCUGAGCGGAUUGCUCCAAAGGCUCAUCGAUCUGCAGAACCGAUACUUC
Molecule: messenger RNA, 749 nt
Organism: Cyprinodon tularosa
Lineage: Eukaryota; Metazoa; Chordata; Actinopteri; Cyprinodontiformes; Cyprinodontidae
Gene: fxn
Product: frataxin
Exons: 6
Coding region: 55-666 (203 amino acids)
Biological process (GO): intracellular iron ion homeostasis; iron incorporation into metallo-sulfur cluster
Cellular component (GO): mitochondrion
Molecular function (GO): 2 iron, 2 sulfur cluster binding; ferrous iron binding; ferric iron binding
Source: RefSeq, a predicted model, not a curated record